AUGGCAGCUAGCGCUGUUGAGGCAAAUCGACGCCCCUACGUUGAUCUUGUCUCCACGGUCCCGCAACCCAUUCCCGAAAUGAAUGUGUCUCAUCGUGGGCCAAAAUAUGUGGAUGGAGAAAUCUGUUUUCAGUUUUCUAAGGAGGAGAUUGCAAGAUCCGCUGAACCGUUCCGUUUUUCCAUUGUUCUAAAGUUUCUAAAACAGAGGCCUUCUUUGGAUUCGAUACGGUCUUUCAUCAAUAAUCGUUGGGGUUUAUCAUGCAUGCCGAUUGUCUCGGCUAUGAGGAGACCACGGAAUGUCUUCAUCCGAAUGACUAAUGAAUUAGAUUUCUUAAAAGCGCUUUCUCGUGAAAUCUGUGAUGUGAAUGGCAUUCAAUACAUGGCUUUUCAUUGGAAGCCAGAUUUUAAUGAAGAUGAAGAACCUUCGCUGGUUCCAGUUUGGAUUGUGUUGCCAGGGCUCCCUCCGAAUUUUUAUCAUGAAUCUUUUCUAAAGAUCUUCACUGCUCCAUUUGGCCGAUUAAUUAGAAGGGAUAAUCCGACGAAAUGUGCAACGCGUACGGAUGGAGCACGUUUAUGUUUGGAAAUGGAUGCUGCGAAAGAACCGAUCACUCAUUUCUGGAUUGGGCUACCAGGGCAAGGAAGGAAACAAGAAGUGAUUUAUGAGAUGCUCCCAGCGUUUUGCUCUAAGUAUGGGCAAGAUGCAAAAGAGAGUGAAAAAGAUAUAGAACAAGCAGUGAAGUUGGUUCCAGUAAAUAUAGAAGGUUCUUUGUGUGAAACUUUGAAUAUACAAGCAGAGAAAUCUGAGGUAAAUGAGCUUAUUCCUGAUAUAGAUCGGGUGCAAGAAGUACAGGAUGGUUCAAAUCAAGAUUCAGAAAAGACUAGUGGUCAUGAGUCUGCGCAGGAACAAAAUUAUCAUGUGGAAGAAGUGGAUGCUGAUAUCACUCAGGGUUCUAUGGAUAAUGCGGAAAAGGCUGGAAAGACUGGUACUAUUCUAGAUUCAGAGAUAAGGGGGAUUAAUGCAGUUGAACAGAGUGAGAGGAAAAUUUCAGGGGAGAUGGUUUAUCACGUGGAAGCAGUUGAAAAUGAUAUAAAUAUGGAAGCUACAGAUUUUGUUAAUAUUGAUGGAGAGGGAGUAAUGAAUAUGGGUGAUUCUUUCUCUGAACCGGAGCUGGAAUUAAAUGUGGAAAAUUAUUCAAAGAAUAAGGAUUAUGCUACAGAAAAUGAGGGUGGGGAGAGGAAAAAGAAAGGUGUUCAAAAAACUUUUGAAAAAGUCCGUAGUUCAACUCGAGUGGUAGCUCGUUCUAAUAAAUCCUAA
Molecule: messenger RNA, 1314 nt
Organism: Juglans regia (Persian walnut)
Lineage: Eukaryota; Viridiplantae; Streptophyta; Magnoliopsida; Fagales; Juglandaceae
Exons: 2
Coding region: 1-1314 (437 amino acids)
Source: RefSeq, a predicted model, not a curated record